ACACCGUGUAUUUGUGCUCCUUAUGGUUAUGCUAUCUGCACUAGUCCUGGAGUCAGAACCAUGGUGGAGUAGCCGUCGUCGUCGCACAGAAUGCUCUUCGCCACCAAGGCCAGCCUACACCUCAAUGCCGCGCUGUGACCGCCGUGACCCCCCCUACCAAAACUUGGAUCGAUGUUACUACGAAUGCAGUCCCGGGUGCUACCGUGUGGACUCUAAAUGGUUGCUAAACUGGAAAACCUGUGACGGUGGACACUGGACUGGGAUCGACAUAGUCUGUGCGGGAUGCUGCUCGUUGCCACCAUGGCCGAAAGACACCUACAUGAACUGUGGCAUCUCCUAUGCUGAAGCCUACAAAGAAGGGACGGUGUGCUCCUACUAUUGCAGCCUUUAUUGGCACAUUCCAGACUACGGCAGUACCACCAGGACCUGCUCUAAAGGAGUCUGGACAGGGACCGAUAUGGUCUGCAAACGGAAAGAAGGAGAACCACCAGUCUGCUCUUCGCCACCACGCCCAGCCAACGCUAUAAGGAAGUACUGCUCCUCGAGCCCCCCGACCUCACAUGGGGUCUAUUGUCGGUACGAGUGCAUUCCCGGGUACUUUCAUCGCGGCGGGAAUAUCCUAAGGACCUGCGUGAAUGGAGUGUGGGAUGGACGCGACACGGUCUGUGUGAGAAUGUGCCCAUCACCGGCAUACACAUCAUCCGACCCGAUCUACAUAUUAGACGACGUCCCGAUAUACAUAUCGUCCGACUACGGCAUACCGAUAAGCUUCGCCACCAGGAGCGACUGUCACUUCCCCUACCUACAAGGAGCGCGCUGCUCUUUCCGGUGCAAUCCUGGGUUCAUUCCACUUUAUGGCAGUAACACCAGAACCUGCUCUAAUGGAAAUUGGACUGGAACCAACCUGGCCUGUUGGCAAACUGGGCAUCCCUUUCAUUGGCAAUUUUACCAGAAUCGGCAAUGGGACCUGGACUGAAACCGACCUGGUCUGUAUAUGAGAUUUGAUUCAUCAUCAUCGGUCGGCUGCAGAGUAGGCGACUGCAAGCUUUCUCCAGUUCCGUCUAUCGACAGCGAGUUGGCGUAACUGCCUGGGGGUGAUUUGACCGUGAUGAUCUCCCAUUAGCCGUUGGAUGUAUUGCAGAUAAGUCGUAGAUCUGAAUCAUAUGACUCCCGUGUAUUUGUUUUUCACAAAGGUUACGAAGAAACAACCAUCAUGCUUGAGACCAGUGUGACAUUGGAGCAUGGGUUACUGUUAUCACGAAGCCAACCAAACGGUCCCUAAAACUAAACCCGAGCUGCACUUCAACUGCGGCUAUUGGUAAAGCAGUACGUAGUAUGUGCAAAAGAUGCUCUAAUCUUCAAUAUGUUCGUCUAUUCAAUCAUUUAUCAACUGCUGAAGAAAAUGCAUUCAUUAUUAUCAGAUUGUACGGCAUUUGCUGAAUAAUAGAACCCCAUCUGAGUAAUACCGGCUACAAAAAUGACUGUAGCUUUUAAUGUUUAUGUGGCCAUUGCCAAUUGUUAGUAUGCGUUGCUAGAAACCUAGUAUACACAUUGUUUUACGUAUUCAAGUCAACUUCUAUACAUAUUGUAUUACGUAUACCCACUUAGUUUAACAUUCAUAAUAUAACACGUUGCGGCUUCAAUAACUUGAAAAUAUGCUACAUAUGUAAUUUCGCCAUUACAUCAGUAUAUGGACAUAUACAUUUUAUUCUACGUUAAAUUUUCACAAUUUGUAUAUGAGUUUUCCACCAUUGAUGUCAUGUAAGCCCAUGUUGGGUCUCAAAUCGGUACU
Branchiostoma floridae (Florida lancelet) is the source of this 1792-nucleotide messenger RNA. Its product is annotated as CUB and sushi domain-containing protein 3-like. The transcript has 6 exons. The record is from RefSeq and is a predicted model, not a curated record. Bases 23 to 976 code for a protein of 317 amino acids. NCBI's taxonomy places the organism in Eukaryota, Metazoa, Chordata, Leptocardii, Amphioxiformes, Branchiostomatidae.